CAUUAGAAAAUUAGAAAUAGGUUUCUGAUUUCUUCUCCCUAUUUUCUUUCUCGGUGCUCUCUCUCUCAUCGCUCUCUGCCGCUAUCACUCUCUCUCUCGGCCUCUCUCUGCCGUUUCCAGGUCGCCGCUGCUCCCGGCUCCUCCGGUAGCCCUCGCGGCGCCGCCACCCUCGCCUAGCCUUCCCCGUCGCCUCGCCCCGCCUCCUUCGACCUCGGCGCCUCCGUCAGCAGUUUCCAACGCCAAAGUUCCCAACAGUAGUUAUGGUGGGGCUCUCUCCAGGGGAGCAAACAUUCAUUCUCGUCCACCAUUGACACGCCCCUCUCCACACAACCAAAAGAAGAUACCGAGAAUUUAAAGAGAAAUAUCACCAGCAGUAAAUUCCUAUAUUUAAUCAUUAUUCUAAAUUUGUUUAUACAGAUACUCCCUGUAGAUUCAUCUUCCCCAGUUGGAGGGGAAGUUGCCGAACCAGAAUCACAUCUUCUAUUGAAUGAAGUAGAGAAGUUGAAUCCUUUGGAGUUUACUUCUAUUCCUUGGUCUCUGGAGCUGAUUAUAAUUCCAAAUCUGAUGGAACGGCGUCGUUUCGUUCUCUUUCUAGCUGCCCUCUCAUGCUUUGUCGGAUUUUACGAAGCGAGCCCCGGUGACGCUGAUCCAGUGUACAGGGCUUGUGUUUUGCAAUGCGAGAAGACUGGAUGUGUGGGGGAAAAGUGCUUUCAACACUGUAAUUUUUCCUCUGAUGGAAACCCCAUUGAUGGUCCAUGGUAUCUGCAGGAGCCACUUUACAUUCAGUGGAAGCAAUGGGACUGCCGCAGUGACUGUCGUUACCACUGCAUGCUCUCUAGAGAAGAAGAAAGACAUGAACUUGGCUACAAGCCUGUAAAGUACCAUGGCAAGUGGCCAUUCAGGCGUAUUUAUGGGAUCCAGGAACCUGUUUCUGUUGCUUUCUCUGCUCUUAAUCUUGCGGUACAGUUUCAUGGAUGGGUAUCAUUCUACAUCCUUGUAAACUACAAACUGCCCUUUAGACCGAACAAGAAGACAUAUUAUGAAUACACAGGCCUCUGGAACAUAUAUGCAAUCUUCGCAAUGAAUGCGUGGCUUUGGAGUGCAGUUUUCCACAGUCGAGAUGUUGAUUUGACUGAGAAGCUGGACUACUCAUCUGCAGUGGCAUUACUUGGAUGUUCUCUUAUGCUGGCUAUAAUACGAGCUUUCAAUGUGAGGCUUGAGGCUGCAAGAGUCAUGGUUGCAGCUCCCCUAAUAGCAUUUGUGACAACUCAUAUCUUGUAUUUGAACUUCUAUGAACUCGACUAUGGAUUGAACAUGAAAGUUUGCGUGGCGAUGGGUGUCGUACAGAUAGCUAUCUGGGCAGUCUGGGGCGGUGUCUCUGGCCACCCUUCUCGUUGGAAGCUGUGGGUGGUUGUACUCGGAGGUGCUCUUGCCAUGCUCUUGGAGAUUUAUGAUUUCCCUCCGUACUUGGGACUUGUUGACGCUCAUGCCCUUUGGCACGCAACCACAAUUCCGCUCACAUACUUAUGGUGGAGUUUCGUAAGAGACGAUGCAGAGCAUAGAACCUCGGUUCUCCUCAAGAAGACCAAGUAGUAAUUCUAUUGACCUGUUUGUGACGCUUCUCCUUGAUGUGCCGUUGUAUGUUAUUUGUUUUUUCUCACAGUUGAUGCAUUUCCCUGAAGUGCUACUAAUUGUGGGUUUCUUUGGCUUUGGUUAUCUGAAAAUAUUGAGUUGGGAUACUUGUGAUAAGGUUAAUCUUUUCUGACCACCAAAAA
Molecule: messenger RNA, 1775 nt
Organism: Salvia miltiorrhiza (redroot sage)
Lineage: Eukaryota; Viridiplantae; Streptophyta; Magnoliopsida; Lamiales; Lamiaceae
Exons: 6
Coding region: 565-1593 (342 amino acids)
Biological process (GO): GPI anchor biosynthetic process
Cellular component (GO): endoplasmic reticulum membrane
Molecular function (GO): hydrolase activity, acting on ester bonds
Source: RefSeq, a predicted model, not a curated record